This is a messenger RNA of Penicillium coprophilum, 201 nucleotides long. RefSeq lists its product as uncharacterized. Lineage: Eukaryota; Fungi; Ascomycota; Eurotiomycetes; Eurotiales; Aspergillaceae. The record is from RefSeq and is a predicted model, not a curated record. The coding region runs from base 1 to 201 and encodes 66 amino acids. The transcript is spliced from 2 exons.
AUGGGUGAAUUGAUCCGUAUCCGCGACUCGCUUUAUGUGCCGCAGAAUAUCAAUUUCGUUAAGAACCGGGGAAGAUUCGGUAUUAUGGCUAACACACACUUUGAGGGAAGUGUACCGCUUUGCACUGUAGACCGGAGACGCAUAGGAUUUGCCAACCUCUUAUCCCAGAAAAGCCAGAUAGUGAUCCAGGCUUUGCAAUAA